Vicia villosa (hairy vetch) is the source of this 1170-nucleotide messenger RNA. Its product is annotated as F-box/kelch-repeat protein At3g23880-like. The coding region runs from base 229 to 1170 and encodes 313 amino acids. The transcript has a single exon. The record is from RefSeq and is a predicted model, not a curated record. NCBI's taxonomy places the organism in Eukaryota, Viridiplantae, Streptophyta, Magnoliopsida, Fabales, Fabaceae.
CUUUUCAACACAUGAUGAGUAUCGUUCUUCCAUCUAAUAGGGGGCAUAAAAUCAAUGCGCCGUCGCCAGUAACCCUCCCGGAGGAACUCAUCGUCGAAGUUCUAUCCCUCCUUAACGUGAAAUCACUGAUGCAACUCAAAUGUGUGAGCAAGUCUUGGAACUCAAUCAUCUCCGAUCCCUUUUUUUGUCAAAAAGCACCUUGAUAAAUCUUCACGAAUUCCACACAUCAUGCUAUUCUUGGCCCAUGUUAUCGACCGUUGCUUAUAUGUCUCACUCCGUCUCUUCCCCAUAGGCGGUUUACUUGAGAAUCCGUCAAUUGAUAUCUUCAAGAAAGAUUCCAAAUGUCAAAGAAUGGAAUGGCGUUAUCCACACCGUGUUAUUGGUUCCUGCAAUGAAUUGGUCUGUUUAUUGAAUUCUCGUACGAACGAAUUCUAUCUAAGGAAUCCAGCCACCACCAGGCCAUUCUCUGAGAACCUAGUGUCUUAUCCCCUUACUUUUCAACAUCAAAAAUUCAGAUUUUUAUUUGGUUAUGAUAAUUUAACCGACAAAUAUAAGUUGGUGGCAUUCCAUUAUAAAGAGGGGGUGAGAAUUUUCACUUUCGGAGAUAAUGUUUGGAAGAAUAUUCAGUGUUUUCCUGUCUCCUAUACCAUUAAGAACAACGGUGUCUAUUUGAGUAAUAGUUUUAACUGGUUUGCUGUUGUCGAUAACAAAGGGUUUUAUAACAAGAAUCUUAAAGUUGAGCAACUCGUGAUUAUCUCACUUGAUUUGAGAACAGAGAAAUAUACACAGUUUCAGUUCCCUCGAGAGCUUGAUGAAGUACCGUCUCUUGUGCCUAUUGUUUGCAAGUUGAUGGACAGUCUAUGUUUUUCUCAUUACACUAAGGAUGGUAGUUUUGUUAUAUGGCAGAUGAAGGAAUUUGGAGUUGAAAAGUCAUGGAAUAAAUUACUUAAAUUUGAUUAUCAUUCUCUACCGGAUUGCUUCCCAAAUAUUCUUAACUUGUCGCCAUUACACGUUUUUGAGAAUGGGGAUUUGCUGAUAUUGGCAACCAAUGUUGGAAAACUAAUUCGUUAUUAUAGGAAAGAUAAUAGAGUAGUAUGUAAUCCUGCAUAUAAUACCAAUUACCUAUAUUUUGUCAUCCCUCAUGUGGAAAGUUUAGUUUCAACUUUUUGA